UGAAACCAGAAGAGUCGUUCAAGCAUCCACCCCGUUCCUUGUAGUAGAAGCUUCAUCGAGGCUUGCAUGUGAUUUAUGAGGUCGCCUGGGUCGUGCCUUCCUGUUUCGAUUCCAACCGUCAACAUGCACAUUUUCUCUCACCUCACCUCACCUCACCUCUAACCAGCUCCAAUCAACACAUAUCUACCCCACACCACAAAUAUGGCACGUCGACGCGCUCAUUCUCCCCCAGAAGGCGAACCAGCUGCACGAAGCCGCACCAAACCCUCCAUCUCGGAUUCAGACGCUAGAAGCACUGAGAGCCAACAAAUGCUCGCCCUACCCCCUCUUCUCAAGAAACCACGCAAGGAGAACAAUGAAACCCAACAGUUCCGCAUCCGCACGGCGAAAGACCAGAAAGAUCUCAGAGCGUUGAUGCAGCGGAAGAUGUUGAGAGCGAAAGAAGCAGAUGAACAGCGCCGCAACGAACUUACUGCUACGCUACUUUCCGCACUCCAAACCCCCAGUCGUCCUGCUCGGCACGUCACAACAUUUCCGAAUACAUCCAUCGCUGAAAAUGGGACGUUUGCAUCUGCAGCCGCGGUUCUCAUCGCGAGCGACAAGUUGGUGAGAGAGUACGAGAGGGUGCACAAAGUUAUCGUACAGCUGGCAGGUGAGCAAGAGGGGAAUGAUCCGGUAGCGGAUGUAUGGAGGAAGGAGGUCAAGGAUCUGGAGAGGGUGUUGAGAGCUGGUGCGAGGAAAGCGGGAAAGGAUGUUGGGAAGGUUUUGGGAGGUGUGCAGGACGGAGGAGAAGCUGAUGAUGAGGACGAGGAGAUGAACGGAGCAGGAGCGAUGCAAGAUGGGGAAAUGAACAUGGAACUCAAAAAGAGCCUCGAGUACAUGGAACGCGGUGUGAGGAGGAUGGUAAAGGGACUACCGAGGGAUGAGGAGUAAGAGCAGAAGUCAAUUGGAGUGUAUAACGAGUGUUCUUACUGGCAUGUAAUAUUGACAAUAUAAC
This is a messenger RNA of Dothidotthia symphoricarpi CBS 119687, 997 nucleotides long. RefSeq lists its product as uncharacterized. The transcript has 3 exons. The record is from RefSeq and is a predicted model, not a curated record. The coding region runs from base 202 to 933 and encodes 243 amino acids. Lineage: Eukaryota; Fungi; Ascomycota; Dothideomycetes; Pleosporales; Dothidotthiaceae.